Molecule: messenger RNA, 816 nt
Organism: Caenorhabditis remanei
Lineage: Eukaryota; Metazoa; Nematoda; Chromadorea; Rhabditida; Rhabditidae
Exons: 4
Coding region: 1-816 (271 amino acids)
Source: RefSeq, a predicted model, not a curated record
AUGCUACUGGUUAUCCUCUAUUUCGUCCUAAACUUUGCCGGUUUUUUGGUGUUUCUGGCGAUUUGGAAUCGGAUACCGAAGCCCAAGCCAUUCGACUACACUACCAUCCCAGGCAUGAAAUUGAACGUCUCCACGCCCGAUGAGAUACCAGAUAUGAUAACGUACCCAGGUGACUCUGUGGAUAAGGAAUUCAAUGGGACUUUCGAUGAGAUCAAAAAAAUAACUUCUGAUCUACGUGAGCUUCUAGAUUUCAUGAAUACAAAAUACGGUCCUUUGAGCUCUUUCUGGUGGUCUUCCCGAUAUGUAGUCGUGGUUUCCGACGAGAAUUUUAUUGGAGAAUUGAAGAAAUAUAGAUCACAUUUAGUGUCUUUAUCACCAUUUGCCAUUGGUAGCUACCUUCACGGUCACCGUAAAUACUGCACUACCAAUAAGCUUGCCACGUUGAACAUUCGUGUCGGGACCCAAAAAAUUGAGUUGGAUAAAGAUUUAAUGGAAGAUGUGCAGAAUAAGCUUGUUAUGAGUUUAGAAGAGGUGCCGGCGGAUUCAGAAGUCGCUGACGUGGCACAAAUAAUUCUGAAUUUGAAGCAGUGUAAAGUGCAGAUGAGAAAGAAUCGGAAAUCGUUGAGCCGCCCGUUAAUGGUGGUUUUUGAUAAGGAGAUAUGGGUAGAUGCGCAUCCGAUUCCGAAAUAUAUUCCUAUAAUCCUCCAUACCUCCGAAAUAAUCCGCGAGUGGUCUGACGACGAAUUAUUCCCCAAGUUUUUCGCGCAAUUCUACUGGCUUCCCGGCUUCUCAAUGAUCACCGAUAUAGCUGUGUAG